CAUCUGAAGGGUGAAAAACUGUUAAACUAGGGUUUGGGUUUUCCUUUCGCCGGUAUUCUUGGAUCUCAUCUCCGAGCUCACUCCAUGGCGAAAAACAGAAACAAGAAGAAGCGGAACGGCGCCAAGGCUAUGGACAUCUCCGAAAACGCUGCUUCAGAACUUCCUCAAGCAAUGGAUAUGUCAGAGUCUGGAGCUCCGAAGCCAGCUUCUGGUGCUGUCAACAGAAAAAUGAAAGGAAGACCAAUGAAGAGAUCCAAAAAUGUCCGGAAGAUGAAAUCAGUGGCAAAAGCUAUUGCGCAAAAUGAGAAGGUCGUGGAGAAAGUCCUGAAAAAUGAAAGCAAAUCAGUGAGAACUCAAUCAGCCAAAUUAUUGUAUGAGUGAAUAUGAAAAUGGAUUUUGGUUAUAAGAGCUUUUACAAAAUUCCCCCUUUAUAUCGAGUGUAGCUCUUGUUAAUUUUCUUCACCUUACCAAGGCCCUAUAUAUAUAUAUGUUUAUUUUUGGGUAAAUUUGCGAAAGUUCAACUAGA
This is a messenger RNA of Rubroshorea leprosula, 526 nucleotides long. The record is from the annotation of a GenBank genome assembly. NCBI's taxonomy places the organism in Eukaryota, Viridiplantae, Streptophyta, Magnoliopsida, Malvales, Dipterocarpaceae.